Molecule: messenger RNA, 1407 nt
Organism: Iphiclides podalirius (scarce swallowtail)
Lineage: Eukaryota; Metazoa; Arthropoda; Insecta; Lepidoptera; Papilionidae
Source: the annotation of a GenBank genome assembly
AUGAACCCAAUGCAGAAUGUCAAACGUUUCAUCGGGGAUAAAGGUGUCACAUUUACGAAUGCCUACGUGUCGUCGCCUAUAUGUUGCCCGAGCCGCGCGAGCUUCCUCACCGGCCAGUACGUGCACAACCACCUGACGGUGAAUAACAGCCUCAGCGGCGGCUGCUACGGGCGCAACUGGAGGAGCUUGGAGACGAAGACCUUCGCGGCCAUACUCUCCGGCGCUGGCUACGGCACUUUCUACGCGGGGAAGUACCUGAACGAGUACGGCGUUAAGGCGGCCGGCGGGCCGGAGGUAGUGCCGCCAGGGUGGGGAGAGUGGCACGGCCUAGUCGGCAACUCGGUCUACUACAACUACACGAUAUCUAACAACGGCGUGCCCACCCACUCCACCGAUCUCUACCUCACCGACAUUAUCCGUGACCUCAGCAUCAGCUACAUCGAGAACCAGACGGAGUCGCGACCGUUCCUAAUGGUCUUGGCACCGCCAGCCCCCCACCAGCCCUUCACCCCCGCAGACCGCCAUAAGGGUCUAUUCAGCAACGUCACCGCCGUUCGGCAUCCCAACUUCAACUUGGCCGUGGAAGACAAACACUGGCUGAUGAAGAUGCCCCCCUCCCCGCUGCCCGAAGAGAUGAUGCCCGAGCUGGACAGGGUGUUCCGUUCCCGCUGGGAGUCCCUGCUGGCGGUAGACGAGAUGGUAGCGGACGUUGUGGAGGCCCUGGACAGGAGCUCCCUCCUGGACAACACUUACCUUAUCUACACGUCGGACAACGGCUACCAUAUAGGUCAAUUCUCCCAGGUGUACGACAAGAGACAGCCCUACGAGGCCGACGUGAAAGUCCCCCUCAUCAUAAAGGGGCCGGGCGUCCAGGAGAACAUCAGGAACUACCAGCCGGUGAUGAACAUCGAUUUGGCGCCGACGAUAAUCAGCCUGGCCGGCCUCAAGCCACCCAGGGUCAUGGACGGCAGGCCAAUAGACCUGCAGGAGAGUGAGAACGAGAAAGAGAGCGAGAGGACGAUGCUGGUGGAAUACUACGGCGAGGCUAGGGACGGCACAGUAGACCCUAAAUGCCCGUGGCAUUACGACAACGCCAACCUAGCUCAAUGUUAUCCGGAGUACGAUUGCAAGUGUCAAGACUCGCGAAACAAUACGUUUGGUUGCCUUAGGCAUAUAGCGAAGAGGAUCAAUAUAAAAUACUGCCUCUUCGCUGACAAUGAGAGUUUCAAGGAGAUGUACGAUCUGGCUAAAGACCCAUUCGAGUUGAAAAACAUCGCAGACGAAGUUCUGCCUUCGAUCAAACAUUGGUACAAACUAAUGUUGUCCCGAAUGUUGGCCUGUCGAGGAAGCGACAAUUGCGACCAUCCACUGGAUACGCCCAAAGUACACGCGCAGAAGUUCCGGAGC